CCAGUCGCUGCUGCAUGCAUAUUCGUACUCGCACUGGUACUUGUACCGGUUCUCAAAACAAAAUUCGUUUAUUCACGCGAUAGUCCACAGAAACAAGUUGUCUGGAUCAGACAAAAACCAUCAACCGAGAUAAAAAGACGAGUCUUCGUCGCUCCAACGUUUAUUCCAUCCGAAGAAUCAUGUUUGCCAUCAAGUCCGUUGCUUCCGUUCCUCCGGCUGCCGCUCGGCGUCUCGCCAGCAAGUCGAUUCGGUCGUUGUCAUCUGCCGCUUCGUCGUCCGGUGCUUACCUGAACAAGGGUCUGAAAGACCAGGAUCCUGAGCUUCUUGGCUUGAUCGAACAAGAGAAAGCACGGCAGCGCAACUCACUAGUCCUCAUCGCGUCCGAAAAUUUCACGAGCAAAGCCGUCUUGGAAGCCCUGGGCUCGGUGCUAUCCAACAAAUACAGCGAAGGGUACCCCGGAGCGCGUUACUACGGAGGAAACGAAAACAUCGACCAGGUUGAAUUGCUCUGUCAGAAGCGCGCCCUAGAAGCCUUUAACCUGAACCCCGAGGAAUGGGGCGUGAACGUCCAAUCCCUGUCGGGAUCACCCGCCAACUUUCAGGUGUAUACGGGCCUUUUGGAAACCCAUGAUCGCAUUCUUUCCCUGGAUCUUCCGCACGGAGGCCAUCUGUCCCACGGGUUCCAAACCCCUACCAAAAAGAUUUCGGCCGUCUCGAGAUAUUUCGAAUCCAUGCCCUACCAGCUCGAUCCAUCGACGGGCACCAUCGAUUACGACCAAAUGGAAAAGAGCGCGGAACUCUUCCGACCCAAACUCAUUGUCGCCGGAGCCUCGGCCUACGCUCGCUUGAUCGACUACGAACGCAUCCGAACGAUUGCCGACGGCGUCGGGGCGUAUGUUCUGGCUGAUAUGGCGCACAUUUCCGGUCUUGUUGCCGCCGAGGUCAUCCCUUCCUGCUUCGAUUACGCGGACGUCGUGACGACCACCACGCACAAGUCUCUUCGGGGACCCCGCGGGGCGAUGAUCUUUUACAGAAAAGGACAAAAGGGAACCGAUAAGAAGGGAAAUCCCAUCAUGUACAAUCUAGAGGAGAAAAUCAAUUUUGCGGUCUUUCCGGGAUUGCAGGGCGGACCCCACAACCACACAAUUGGUGCCCUCGCGACCUGUUUGAAACAGGCCAACACCCAAGAAUUCGUGGAAUACCAAAAACAGGUGCUCAAGAAUUCUUCUCGCCUCGCGACCGAGUUGAUUGAUAGAGGUUUCGAACUGGUUAGUGGCGGAACAGACAACCAUCUUGUCCUGGUAGAUUUGAAAUCAUCCCGCCAGAUCGACGGAGCCCGUGUCGAACGGAUUCUGGAGCUGGCGUGCAUCGCCACCAACAAAAACACCAUCCCCGGAGACAGAUCGGCUCUGAAUCCCGGUGGCAUUCGAAUGGGGACGCCGGCACUAACCUCUAGGGGACUGUUGGAGGACGACUUUGCCAAGGUUGCCGAAUUUUUCGAUCGGGCGGUUGCCAUUGCCGUCGAUUUGAAGAACACGGACGAGGGCAAGAAAAUCAAGGGAUUCCGACAGAUGUGCACCGUUGGACCAUCGGUGCAUCCUGACUUGGUGGCUCUGCGAAAGGAAGUUUCGGAAUUUGCAUGCCAAUUUGCAACGGUUGGGUUCGAGGAGAGCGAGAUGGAAUUCGAAGGAGAAUACAAUGUGGACUUUGUUGCCUAGAAACGAACAAUGCAUUGCAGUACUCAAAGCGAUGUCAAUAAUUGAAUCUACGGUAGGCUGUGGGUAGAUUUACUAUAGUUUUUCGUAGCGGUAUUUAUUAUUUGGUAGAGCGUGUCUGCCGCGAAAGGAACAUGGACUCCGUUGAACUGUGCCAGAAUACGCAACGCACUUUUAAUUUCAUUAAUCGAAACAGCAAAUCGCAACUUUAAUCGUACCAAAGAUAAAAAAAUGUAACUUUAUUUUAAGGAAUUGCGUAACUUCGACUAUGAAUUCCUACGAUGGUUUUCAUUGAGAAAGCGCUCUUCUACUAUGCUAGUAGUUUUCCUCUGUUGACUAGUGACGCUCUUAGACUAGACGAGACGAACCAGAAAAUUAGUAGUUUUCAAUUGCAGCUACACAGUCACCAACUGUUGCAGCUCCCGAUGCCAAACGUUCUGUGAUUUCGGUUACGGUUGCACUCUGACGUCGUAACAACACAUCUGCCUCGGCAUAAGCCCAUUUCAACAUAGCUUCCUUCUCUUCCGGCCCUUCUUCUAGCCACCACAAGUCUUUUUCGUUGAUCAAACUAGACUUUUCUAGUCUUGACAAGAAGCCAUCUGCUUCGCGGGGAUCCGAUUGAAUCAAUUGGGGGUGUUUCACGUUCUCCAUCGCAACCGGAGCCAUAAGCCAAACCAGAAUUUUCAUGAUGCCAUUGUUUGUUAACAGAGGAUCCAAGUCAUUAUCGGGUUGUGAAGAUUCUGCUGCCAUCACUGCAGCCUCCAAGGCAUUGGGGCGAAACGAAAAACACGGUAGACCCAGAGUAUAAGCGGCAAAGAACGCUGCGGCUUCACAUUCACAUUCUCUUUCUGUAUCAACCUGUAUCAGUCGAUUGAAUCCUUUCACGGUCGUGCCCGUCAAUUGUCCAGAUCCUAGACCCAGCGGCAAUUCCUUAGGCAGUUUUUCCCCGACAUCUUUUGCGAAAGUAUUAGUACCGAACUUAAUCAAAUCAUAAAAGUUGUCCAAUGUACCAACCAGCACAAUGAGAACCCACAAAAAACUCGUAAAUGGAGUGAUUUGUUCAAUGUCAAGUACACCAGCUACCCAGCAGAUUCCUAACACAGUAGUUACUGCAAGGGCACUGCUUAUUUCAGUGCCUCUUUCAUCCGUUGGGACAUCUGCCAAUGCGGCUAGACGCUCUGAUCUAGUUUUUGUUGUUCCAUCUGGACACUUGACUUUUGUGUUGGCGGUAGUAGGCAAUGGGAUGAUUUCUCGUUGUAAACUUCCGUACUGGGAGACACUUCCAUUCUUUGCAGACAGGCUUACUAUCUUGGCCAUAGUCUUGGAAUCUUUUGCAGCAGCUGCCGCCUUUUGUAUCAGACAUUUUUAUUGAGAAUGAGUUUCACAAAAGCAGUCAAUGCACGUUAGCUGUGGAUCCUGGCAAACGAAAAAGCCAUCUAACAACCCAACGUUGAGGACACAACAAAAUUUCAUCAGGGAAAAGUACUCACGUCAACCAAAGCCAUCAAAGAACGGCUACUGGCAGACACCCUUCUCGAGUUCAUCUCCUCCAAAAGGUUUAUCGAAUCUUGGAGAGCGACGAUAACCUCGUCCCCCGAAAGCGAUGGCUCGUCCAAGAUUUUUGCGCAUAGACCGGUUAAGACAGCAUCAUACUGGUCACUUUCGUCGAGAUUUGAAAAUGCAGAAGCCAGUUGCGAUUGCAAGGAUGAACCCGCUGCCACCAAGCCUUCCGUGAAAGUCUCCGGACCGUCCUGAUCGUUUGUCGAAAAAACCUCAACGGACCUGAAGUGCCUGGGUGUAGGAGUAUGAAACCCAUUACUGCCCACCAAGGCGAUCAUCAUCACCGCCACUCGAAACAUCAUCAUUCCUUCGUUCGCCAACGAUCUUGUCGUUUUUUUAAAAAAGUAUGGGAGUUCGC
Molecule: messenger RNA, 3633 nt
Organism: Pseudo-nitzschia multistriata
Lineage: Eukaryota; Bacillariophyta; Bacillariophyceae; Bacillariales; Bacillariaceae
Source: the annotation of a GenBank genome assembly